Messenger RNA from Diaporthe batatas, 1617 nucleotides. RefSeq lists its product as uncharacterized. Lineage: Eukaryota; Fungi; Ascomycota; Sordariomycetes; Diaporthales; Diaporthaceae. The transcript has 3 exons. Bases 1 to 1617 code for a protein of 538 amino acids. The record is from RefSeq and is a predicted model, not a curated record.
AUGGACAACCACCUGUCCCUCAGCGAGAAGGGCGCCGCCGUGAAAGCCACGUCGAUAUCCAACACAUCCAUGAGCACCCUCACAAAGACGGUCUCUGCCUCGUCCCAGCAGCAGGCCAACAUCGAGUCGCUGCCGGCGUACGUGAUCGAAUGGAGCCCGCAGCAGCGGCGGGUGCGGUUCCUGCGGACGACGGACGACCUCGCGACCGAGCUCAGCCCAGCCAACUGCGAGCGCCUCAACGACUCGCUCAAGCGCCUGUUUGUCGUCCACGGCAGCCCGCAGGAGUACGUGAGGCUGCUGCAGCGGGCCCUCUCCAUCGACCCGCUGUUCAUCAAGGCGCAUGCGCAACGACGGAGGUACUCGCCUAUUCACCGCCGGCCGGGAGACCGCUGGGCGUGCUUCGAGUACCCCGAGCUGUGUUCUUAUGGAAACACCGGUGGCGGGGACGCCGAGGCGAAGGAGGGAGCACAGGCUGCGCUGCCUGCGUAUCCUCUGUCGGACGAGAGUUCUGAUGCUGUGAUGUUCUGCCGGGCAUCGCUGUGGCUCAAUGGCGAGAAUGACGGCGUCCUGUUUCUCAACGACCCACCAUGGGCAGGCUCAAACCCCCUCAUGCGCAAGCAGACGACAAUGGUGGCCCUGCACGCCGCAGCCCCAGACAACACGGGCAGCCGGGACGACGAGAGCGUCGACGAGCACCACUCGAGCCUCGAGGUGAUCCUGCAGGAGGCGAUGCGCGACCCGCAGCAGAUGCGCCUGGGCGUCCGCGCCCUGCUCUCGGAGCUCGUCUACACGCACUGGCUCGCGUACUUCGAGUCGCCGCUCAUCGACCCGGAGGAGCACCCGGCGCACGUGCUGUCGCUCGCCUGGCGCGUCCAGCUCGCCGUCGAGCACAACCUCAACAUCACCCGCUACCUCACGCGCUGGGGCUUGCCGAUGCCCAUCACCGCGACGGAGUGGGAGGGGCUGCUGGACCGGAACGCGCGCCGCGUCGACCUUGCCACUGUCGCGGCUGGGGGGGCCAAGGCCAUUGCUGACGAGUUCCGGUCGAUCCAGGCCGGGAACAACACAAAGCGGUCGCUUGCGCCAGGCGAGAAGGACGAGAACUCGAGGGGUCUGGACCGGAUCUCAUACCUUGGUGGUAUCCUACUGCCGUUUACCAUUGUCCCUUCUAUCCUGUCUAUGAGCGACCCAUUCGGCCCGACUGGCGGAUUGUUCUGGGUAUUCUGGGUCGUGUGUGCGCCGCUCACCGUCAUCACGCUGCUGUUCAUCUACGCCGACUCGAUCCGCAAGGCUACCGUGUGGAUCGAGGUCGCUGCCGAUGAGGCCAAGAUGGAGGAGCAGGCGGGCCAGACCGCAGGUGCUGUUGAUGACGACGGCGCAUUUGAGCCGAAGCCCCUGCUCGGCAGCAGUAAUACCGGGGGACCUGGCCACGUCAUGGAGGAGGGAGUUGAGACCUUCCCCACGGUGGUCAUCCAGAGGCCACAGGAUGGCAGGCCGGCCAGGGCGUACAAGAGGCAAGAGCUGGGCUGGACCGGAGCCAUGAAGACCAUGGUCGGAGCCCACUAUUACGGAAAGCACAAGAAGACCGAGUGCGAGCAUACGACGGCCGAUGAAUAG